Messenger RNA from Betta splendens (Siamese fighting fish), 749 nucleotides. RefSeq names its product mitochondrial ribosomal protein S24 (gene mrps24). Gene Ontology annotation, biological process: translation. The coding region runs from base 195 to 695 and encodes 166 amino acids. Gene Ontology annotation, cellular component: mitochondrion. The record is from RefSeq and is a predicted model, not a curated record. NCBI's taxonomy places the organism in Eukaryota, Metazoa, Chordata, Actinopteri, Anabantiformes, Osphronemidae. The transcript is spliced from 4 exons.
UUUCCAGCUCUCAAGUAAAGAGUUCCGAUUACAGACACGGUUUUCACGCUUUCGUGUUCACAUUUUCCCUGUUCCAAAUAUUACAUUUUAUUUCACAGUAAAGGUUUUUUUAUUAUACGGUUUGACCGCGCUGGAAGACGCAGAACGGGUUAAUGGUCGAGCUCUUUUCUGUAACGUGACACACUGAAAGCAACAUGGCGGUGCCCUUCAGCAGCGCAGCGAGGCUAACGUCUUCGAGCGUCUUAUUCAGAUUCGGCUCGUCGAGCAGAUGCCUUCACAUCAGCGCUGUGUGCUGCAAGAGCAAAGCAGCUCGUAUUAAAAUGGGAAAAGGAGAUCGACCUUUGACCUAUGAACAAGCGCUCCAGCCACAUUACAUUGGCCACCGUAAAGGAUGGUUGUCACAGCAUACGAGUAACCUCAAAGGUGAAGUGGGAGCCGCCGACCGGGCGGUGGAGGACAUGUUCCUGAGGAAAUUCAUGUUCGGGACCUUCUACGGGUGCCUGGCCAACGAGAUCGUGAUCAAAAGACACGGCAACAUGAUCGUGAUCUGCGCGUUAAUGCUACAGAGACACCCUCCGCCCAAGUUAUACUUUCUAAUAGGCUACUCGGAAUCUCUGCUCUCCCACUUCUACAAAUGUCCCGUCAAGUUAGAGAUACAGACGGUGCAGAAUAAAACCGUGUACAAGUACGUCUGAGCUCACUGUGUGAAGCAUCCGCUUAAAUAAUAAAACGAGUUGUCACUAAAACCA